This is a messenger RNA of Vitis riparia (riverbank grape), 1394 nucleotides long. Its product is annotated as stearoyl-[acyl-carrier-protein] 9-desaturase, chloroplastic-like. NCBI's taxonomy places the organism in Eukaryota, Viridiplantae, Streptophyta, Magnoliopsida, Vitales, Vitaceae. Gene Ontology annotation, biological process: fatty acid biosynthetic process; defense response. Gene Ontology annotation, cellular component: chloroplast stroma. Gene Ontology annotation, molecular function: stearoyl-CoA 9-desaturase activity; stearoyl-[ACP] desaturase activity. The coding region runs from base 79 to 1263 and encodes 394 amino acids. The transcript is spliced from 4 exons. The record is from RefSeq and is a predicted model, not a curated record.
AUUCCUAUAUCCAUGUAUAUGUAGCAUCUAAGUAGCAAACUGAACCUAAGAAAAAGCAGAGGAAGUGAAAGUCCAGAAAUGAAUCUCAACCUAAACCCCCUUACCUUUCAACCCGGGAAGUUUCCUUCUCUUUCUCUCCCUCCCAGAUCUUCUCAUACAUCUCCCAAAUUCUCCAUGGCCUCCAUGCACCGCUCUGUGUCCAGGGAGAUUAAGAAUACAAAGAAGACUUCUAGCUCUCCUCGCAAGGUGCAAGUAACCCACUCAAUGCCACCACACAAGAUUGAGAUUUUCAAAUCCAUGGAGAAUUGGGUUGAGGAGAACGUUUUAAUUCACCUGAAGCCAGUUGAGAAAUGUUGGCAACCUCAGGAUUUUCUGCCUGAUCCUGCAUCUGAUGGAUUUCAUGAGCGAGUCAAGGAGCUACAGGAGAGAGCUAAGGGGACCCCAGAUGACUACUUUGUGGUUUUGGUUGGACAUAUGAUCACUGAAGAAGCCCUUCCAACUUACCAAACACAGAUCAAUAUCACUGAUGGAAUUCGUGAUGAAACAGGGGCAAGCCCCAGCUCAUGGGCAACUUGGACAAGGGCAUGGACCGCUGAAGAGAACAGGCACGGUGACCUUCUUAAUAAGUAUCUCUAUCUGUCUGGAAGAGUAGACAUGAAACAAAUCGAGAAGACGAUUCAGUAUUUGAUUGGGGCUGGAAUGGAUGCUCAGAAUGAUAACAGUCCCUACCUUGGCUGCAUCUAUACUUCAUUUCAAGAAAGGGCAACCUUCAUAUCCCAUGGCAGUACUGCCAGGCUCGCCAAUCAACAUGGGGACAAGAGCUUGGCUCAAAUAUGUGGCAUAAUAGCCUCAGAUGAGAAGCGCCAUGAAACUGCCUACACCAAGAUAGUGGAAAAGCUCUUUGAGAUUGAUCCCAAUGGAACUGUUUUGGCUUUUGAAGACAGGAUGAGGAAGAAAAUCACCAUGCCGGGCCUCUUGAUGUAUGAUGGAUGUGAUGAAAACCUUUUUGAGCACUUCUCAGCAGUUGCUCAGAGGCUUGGUGUGUAUACUGCCAAGGACUAUGUUGAUGUCUUAGAAUUCUUUGUGGAGAGAUGGAACGUGGAAAAGCUAACUGGGCUUUCUAGUGAGGGGCGAAAAGCUCAGGAUUACGUUUGUGGGUUAGCUCAAAGAUUGAGAAAGCUGGAGGAGAGAGCUCAAGAAAAAGCUAAGCAAGCACCCACCAUUCCUUUCAGUUGGAUUUUGGAUAGAGAAGUGAGGCUCUGAGUGCAAAAUGGAAGACAAAGAUUGGUCGUGUCCUCAAAGAUCUAUCCUGUAAUAUACAAGUGUAAGCCAUCUAUGUACGUUUUGUUUUAAAUUUCCAAAGUUAAAAUUUAAUUAUAUGGUAUGGUAUGGUA